AGGCCAAAUAAAUCGAGCGGUCGCCCGCGGCUCACCGUCACCGGCUACCGACAACUCCAUGGCUUCCGCAACCCGAGCCGCCCUCCUCCCCUCGCCAUCUCUUCUGCGGUCCGCCUCCGCCGCUCUUUUACUGCCGCCUCCGAUGAUCGCCUCCUCCCGGCGAACCAUUUCUUCUCCAUCUCGGCGCCUGCUCCUCCACCCCGCCGUCAAACCCACUCGGGCGGACCUGCCCACGUUCCGAGUCCGAGCCGCGAGAACCGAGUCCGGUUCUGUCUCUCUCGGCUUCAGAGCUCCCCAUUUCGAGCUGCCGGAGCCCUUGACGGGGAAAGUGUGGACUUUGGAUGAUUUCGAGUCUUGCCCUGCGCUUCUGGUGAUGUUCAUUUGCAAUCACUGCCCAUUUGUUAAGCAUUUGAAGAGGGAUAUUACCAAACUUACAAGUUUCUACAUGGAGAAGGGGCUGGGUGUUGUUGCCAUCUCUUCAAAUUCCACCAUCACCCAUCCACAGGAUGGACCAGAAUUUAUGGCAGAAGAAGCUAAAUUGUUCAAUUACCCUUUUCCCUAUCUGUUCGAUGAGUCACAGGAUGUUGCACGGGCUUUUGGAGCUGUAUGUACACCAGAGUUUUUCCUCUUCAAGAAGGAUGGAAGAAGGCCAUUUGAGCUGUUCUAUCGUGGGCAGUUUGAUGACUCACGACCUAGUAAUAAUGUGCCCAUAACAGGAAGGGACCUAAGUCGCGCAAUAGACUGUGUUCUCAGUGGCCAGCUCCUAACGUCUGCACAAAAACCGAGUGUUGGAUGUAGCAUAAAGUGGCACCCAAAAACGACUUGAGUAGUUCUCCGUGAUGGUGCACUCAGUUCUUCAUGAAUUCCAGAAUACAUGCGCUUCCGAAGUUCUAAAUCAUCUUGGGCAUUGGUUGUUAAUUUUUAUACACGGAGGCAAGCGAGGAUAAGAGGGGGGAAAACCAAUGGGGUUUAGAUAAUAUUUGAUGACAAUAAAGUACCAUUGUGAUUGCCUGGAGGUUGACUGACUACAAUUGUUUAACCCUUUGUUUAUCCGUUCUAGUUCUCUUGCCAUUUUCUGUUCUUAAGCAGGAGUGAAUUUUGUCUGCACUCUUUCUGUUCUCAUGACCGUAAUGCCGAUGAUGUGGACGGUAAAUUUGUUCAGAUUUUCCUGCAAGCUGCCUGACCAAAUGGUUGGAUGCCGGGGGACACAAAUCUUUCUCCAUCAAGAAAGUUGGUACAGCCCUUUGCUAUGAGAGAAAGAAUGUAAUUAUUUUGUGACUGUGACAUCAUAUGCCUCUGUAAAAUCUUUUCCUUCCAUCUUUUAUAUUUGAAGCUCGGUUUUUUGGGUACUACUUUUGUGGCCAAGAGAAGAAACACAUGAAAAACAAGGAAACUUGUCAAUAUUUCUCUUUCCAUUA
Messenger RNA from Musa acuminata subsp. malaccensis (wild Malaysian banana), 1418 nucleotides. NCBI's taxonomy places the organism in Eukaryota, Viridiplantae, Streptophyta, Magnoliopsida, Zingiberales, Musaceae. The record is from RefSeq and is a predicted model, not a curated record.